Cuscuta epithymum is the source of this 392-nucleotide messenger RNA. NCBI's taxonomy places the organism in Eukaryota, Viridiplantae, Streptophyta, Magnoliopsida, Solanales, Convolvulaceae. The record is from the annotation of a GenBank genome assembly.
CCUUUCGGAUGUCACACCUAAUUUGGAUGUGCGUGCUGCGUUUCUACUUCGUGUUGCCAGAAAAUGGACUCCUUCUAGGACCAAAUCUGAAUUAGUAUUGAUGGACGAAGAGGGUACAUUUAUCCAAGCCACAAUUCCGCUCCAGUUGAUUCCGCAGCUUGAAGAUAAAUUCGAAGAAGGAAAAUUGUAUGCAAUAAAGAACUUUGAAGUAAAAGAAAAUCAGGGCAAUUGGAGGCCAACUCCCCAUCCAUAUCGUUUGUUCUUCACAGAUAAUACAAAAAUCGCUUACCAAGAAGAUAAGAAGCAUGACUACUUCAGGAAAAGCGUCUAUAAAAUCACAGAGUUUUCUGAUAUUAUUAAUGGCCCCGAUGUAGUGGGUGCUAAUUUGUUGG